Messenger RNA from Caenorhabditis elegans, 495 nucleotides. RefSeq names its product Large ribosomal subunit protein uL23B (gene rpl-23A.2). Bases 3 to 443 code for a protein of 146 amino acids. The transcript is spliced from 3 exons. The record is from RefSeq and is marked reviewed. Gene Ontology annotation, biological process: translation. Gene Ontology annotation, cellular component: ribosome. Lineage: Eukaryota; Metazoa; Nematoda; Chromadorea; Rhabditida; Rhabditidae. Gene Ontology annotation, molecular function: rRNA binding; structural constituent of ribosome.
ACAUGGCUCCGUCAUCAAACAAAGUGGGAAAGGCUAUCCAAGCCAAGAAAGCUGUCGUCAAGGGAAGCAAGACUAACGUUCGCAAGAACGUUCGUACAUCAGUCCACUUCAGACGCCCAAAGACCCUUGUGACUGCCAGAGCUCCAAGAUAUGCCCGCAAGUCUGCUCCAGCCAGAGACAAGCUCGAUAGCUUCGCUGUCAUCAAGGCUCCACACACCACCGAGAGCUCCAUGAAGAAGAUCGAAGACCACAACACCCUUGUCUUCAUUGUUGACGAGAAGGCCAACAAGCAUCACAUCAAGAGAGCCGUCCAUGCCCUUUACAACGUCAAGGCUGUUAAGGUCAACACCCUGAUUACUCCACUCCAACAGAAGAAAGCUUACGUUCGAUUGGCUUCGGACUACGAUGCUCUUGAUGUUGCCAACAAGAUCGGAUUCAUCUAAAUCUAUUUGUUGUUCAUUGUUCGUUACCGUUAUGAUGAAGAUAUUCAUUAAA